AUGAUGGUCAAGACGAGGGACUUGUUGGGAGAGCUGGUGGGGGAAGGGUCCAUCAAACGGAUGCUCAGUCGCCGCACCUCCUUCGAGGAGGAGCUCGAAGAGAUGCGCCAGUCCCCUUCCGGCCAGAGGAAGUGGAUUUCUGAGCUCUCCCCCGUCGCGAACGUGAUCGUCGCCAGGUGCUCCCGGUAUGCACCUUGGGAUCGAUCUCUAUUCCCCCUUCUUCUUCUUUGCUCCCUGAUUUCCAUUCACCCUGUCAAAUGGGAUAGAUACCCGGAAGCUCAAUUCGGGGGAUAAAACAUGGCGCAUCUCUAAUUGACUGCUUCUGGCUGCCUCGCCGUUGCAGCGUUCUUGACAUCUCCAUGGACGAGCUUCAGCGCAAUUUCGAUGCAGAAGCCUCCGACGUAAUUAAGCAUCGAUCAUGCUAUGCGAGGAAUUUCCUGGAGUACUGCUGCUUCAGGGCGAUCGCACUCUCCGUUCAGAUGGCUGCCUACCUCACCGACAAGAACUUCCGCCGUCUCACCUUUGACAUGAUGUUAGCCUGGGAAGCUCCUUCUGCGGCGAGUCAACCCGAGGUCAAGGUCUGCCUCCUUCCCCCUUCUUCCUUUCGAUUAAUUGACUUUUUGAUGCUCGCAGUAUCCUCAGUUCUCAAGAAGAAGAGAGAGUCCGCCAUUAUUUUACGUUAGAAGCUUGGAAUUUUGAUGGGCUUCCCUCGAUGGCAGGUGGACAGGGAGAGCAAAGUUGGGGUAGAAGCUUUCUCUCGAAUCGCACCAGCGGUGGCCAUCAUUGCCGACGUGAUCACCAGCACAAAUGUCUUUGAUGUCCUCACCUCAUCAACUGGGGGCCGGCUUGUGUUCUCUGCCUACGACAAGUAUCUCUUGGCCCUUGACAGGUUAUUUCUUUUCAUCCAUAGCUUCAAUUUGGGUGAUACCCAGAUACUUUUUGUUCAUAUGAUAAGGCAAAAAUAUCCAUUUUUUAGACCUUGGGCCGUGGAAACCGGGCGAUCAUGUUUCUUCACUACAAGUUUCCUUCCUUCUCCUGGCAGAAUCAUAAAGAAAAUGAAGGCUCAAUCAGAAUCAUCUCACCUGUCGAGCCAGAGAGCACCAAGAGGGGAAAGGAUACUUGGCAUGGAAGGGACGCUGACCACGCAACCAGUGCUCGAACAUGUUGGGAUGUCUAUCUGGCCAGGUAAGCCUUUUGCGCUCCUCCCUCGAGUAUGUUCAACAGGAAAUUUCUGAAUCCUGGGCAGAUUUUUGUCUACUGCAGGAAGGUUGACUCUAACAGACCAUGCGCUCUACUUUGAGCCUCUUCGGGUUCUGACUUAUGAUAAACCGAAGAUCUUUGACUUGGCUGAUGACCUAAAGCAAGUUAUCAGGCCCGAGUUGACUGGGCCAUGGGGCGCACGCCUGUUUGAUAAAGGGGUGAUGUACAAAUCUGUCAACUUGUAAGUCCUAGAUUGUUUUUAAGUAGAAUAUAUUGAGAAAUAGUUUAGUACUUUCUUUCUUCCUAUCAAAUCUAUUUUUUAUUUUAUUUUUCAUUCCCUUUGUACUCAGUUUAUUCAUAAUCAGUGCAUUCUGUCCUUGCUUUCUGGUGCAGAUCGGAGCCAGUUGUCCUAGAAUUUCCUGAGCUUACAGGACAUUCUCGGCGUGAUUAUUGGAUGGCUAUUUUACAGGAAGUCCACUAUGCUCAUAAAUUUAUCAGAAAAUACCAGAUUAGAGGUGUUGAGAGGGAAGAGACUCUCUCACGAGCAGUGCUUGCCAUUCUUCGGUUGCAAGCUCUUGAAGAAUUGUACCCUGCGAUUGCUCUGCGAAACGAGUCUCUUCUCAUGUUCAAUCUCACUUAUCAGCUUCCUGGAGGUGAUGUGAUACUUGAGACGCUGGCUAGUAUGGCGGCCUCAAGGGAGUCUGAUCGGACAAACAGGCCAAGUCCCCAAGGUGGAAUGAACUCUAUGUCAACUCUUACCAUUUUUUCUAACCUGGGUUUCUCACCACGAGGUGCUAGUAGAGAUGGGCUGCUGGUGGGUGAAAUAGUUGUGGGGGAGAUGUCUUCUCUCGAGAGAGCUGUUCGAAACUCGAGGAAUAAUUUCAAGGCAGUAGAGUCAGCACAGGCAUCAGUUAAUGGCGUCAAAGUGGAAGGCAUCAACAACAAUUUGGCUGUCAUGAAGGUACUUCUGUCACAUAUGCCAGACAUACUGUCUGCUAUAAAUGAUUAAAUUUGCUUGUCUGAUAUAUGAUUUUGCAUGCUGGUGAUGUUCAGCUAGCUGUCUCAAUCCAGGUGGCUGUAGCAGCCAGCCCUGAUGAUAGUCUGCCAUUAAAUGGCAUCAAGUCUUUUAGUUGCACAAGGCCAAAGUUUUAUCCUUUAUAAUUCGUCAGUUUAAAGUGAAUUGUGUUGUUCAAAACCUUAUCAUUUCUUCUUAAACCGGUGUGAUUUCCCCGAAAAACGGGUCAAGAUGGAAUGAAGAGAUGAGAUGACAAUGACUAAGUUUGUUAUGCUCAGCUUUGACAGUUCUUUGGGCAUCUAUAUUGACAGUUUUCAUCUAGAUCUCUGUUUUUCUUUUCUUUUCUGGUUCAGAAAGGGUCUAGUUUAUUCUAUUAAAUAUAUUUAAUAAAAGAUAGAAUUUUAUAUUCAUUUAUGGAAAAUAUUGUUUUGGGACACUACGGAGCAGACGGGCUCAAGUUCAUGGGCUGAGUUUAGCUGUUUGGGCGUGAGUUUUGUCAUGAUCUUGUCUGAUUUCCUUCUCAAUUUUUGACGGAGGAGGCAUAUUAAAGGGAAGAAAUGGAGUAGUGUUGUCUGCUUGACUCACUGAGUUGGACUUGAUUUCUAUUUCUCCUCUUCUGUACGCGAGAUAGUUCAUACAAUAGCUGUAAAAUGGUUCAAGCACCUGCUUUAGAUCGUAUAGCUUUCCCAAUGCAUGAUUCCUUCCGAUCCUUCUGAUAGGUGAAUUUGGAAUCGAACUGGGUUUGUCUUCCUGGUUCACUAAAUUUGGUUUGGGAUCGUUUCAAUCUGGUGACCGAUGUAAUUUGUAUUUCUAUCCUUUAUGGCAAUCAUUUAUGGCUUUUUUACCAUUUUGUGGGAGAGCUAUUAUUUUUCGCAUAUAUUACUUUUGGCUAUGAAUAUGGAUCAGCAGAAUAUGUGUAUAUCCAUUUCUAGAUGUGACCUUCUACUGUUGGCACCAGGAUAUGUGGAAUCAGCCCCCUACUUUGAGCACCCCCGUUUUCUUCACUUAUGAUUUUUGUGUCAGGCAUAAGGUUUUUGCCUGCAUUUUCUGUGACAUAUGUGGUCCAUUCCUAAAAUUCAAAUAUGGGAUGACCUAAUAUUUAAAGCCAUCUCAUUCUUUAACUGAUCUGAUCCCCUGGUUAAUAAAAGAUUGAAUUGUGGGUCAUUGGCUGAGAAGAGCAUUGAUGUGCUCAGCGGACCAGUCUCAUGGUUGAGACCAGUUUCAUGCAUUUGAUCUGUCAGAAUGCUAGGUCAUUCAAUUUCAUCUUUUUUUAUUUAAUAACUCAUAUGCUGUAUAUUUAUUUAAUACUCAUGUGGGCAAGCUUGGUUAUAUAUUUUGUAGGAGCUGCUUUAUCCUGUCACAGAGUUUGGAAGAUUUAUUGGAUCGCUUCAGCGUUGGGAUGAUCCUCUCAAAUCUUUGAUUUUCUGCACUGUGUUCUCCUACAUUUUUUACAGGUUUUUUUUUUCUUUUUUUGCAAAUACCUUAGCAGUCUGUGGUGCAUAUGUUUUUAAGAUUCUGAAGAAUAUCUGCAAACUUGUUAAAGAUUCUAAAGAAUGCUCUCCUCCUCCAAGAAAUGUCCCCUCUGGCAUUAACCUCACACAACAAGGGGGCAAGGCCCUCAAAAUGAGGGUGGCUAUAUAUAUAUAUAUAUAUAUAUAUAUAUAUAUAUAGAGAGAGAGAGAGAGAGAGAGAGAGAGAGAGAGAGAGAGAGGGAGAGCGAGGGUGGCAAAUGUGUCAGGAUUACUAGAUGCAUUUAGUAGCCAUUAAUGGAGAUUAUCCUAUCUCAUGCCGUGAGGAGAUCCACUGGGCCCCAUCCAUGGAAUGAGUUACAUAGGACAGAAUAUAAAUUAGAUGAGGCGAAAUGGUCUGAAAGAUACCCAGAGUAAAUAAUUUAGUCUGCAUCCACGAAUCAUGGACCAUAGGAAUAUCUUUCCUUCUACUCUUAGCGGGAGCGUCCUCAGUUGUGAUUGUUUAUUACUUAAAUUGUAGCUGGAAAUCGAAGGUUCGUACUGAUGUUUUUUCAUAUUCAUCACCCACUAUAUGUCUCUUUAAUCUCUGUCCUUCACAAUCGUUUUUGUGGAAUUAUUCAUCACCCACAGCAUAUUUCUCUUCAAUUCUCUUCUCCUCAGAAUCGUUCUUGUUUGCCUGAUUGCACUCAAUAUAUUUCGCUUUAAUUUCUGUUCUCCUCAGAUGAGUGCCUGAUUGCACUCAUCAGCCACAACCUAUUUCUCUUCAGUUCUGUUCUUCACAAUACCUGGGAAUCAUCUGUGGUAUCUUAUUGAUAUAAUUGCGAGCAGGGGAUGGAUGACCAGAGUGCUCGUCAUGCUCCUUCUUUCUAUGGCAAUCUUUCUGUUGACUACCCGGCUCUUUGGGCAAGGGGGGCUAGAAGAGAUUCGAGUGAAGGCGCCUCCACCAAUGAACACCGUGGAGAACCUGCUCGCUGUCCAGAAUGCUGUCUCCCAGUUCGAGGAGCUUGCCCAAGACGGAAAUAUUAUUCUCCUGAAGAUCCGAUCUUUGAUACUCGCCAUCCCUCCUCAGGUGCUCCCCCUCCCUCCCUCCUAAUAGAAUAUGGUAGAACUGUUCUAAUUUUAUUUUUUAUAUUUUUUUAAUCUAAUUUUUUUUUUACCUACCAACCCACCCUUUCAUAAACUCAGAUCACAGUCCAUACAUUUUUUAAUGGGCAGUUUUUUGCACGUCGUAAAUAUUCAUUAGCAAUAGUUAUUGAUAUAUUAUUAUAAUUAUUAGUAACAUAGUAAAUGUGUUACAGUUACAACAUUUCAUAUUUUUCUUAUCCUCAACCCUAAACCCUAAACCCUACCCAUUCAGAAACUCUUAUCACUGUCCGUGCAUGUUUUAUAACUAUCUGUUUAAAAUCUUAUAUUUUCCGUUUACUUAGUUAUUAUAUACAAUCAGAUGACUAAAUAUAUAUAUAUAUCAUUAUAGUCUAUAAGUGGCAUACCAAGAUGCAUAAUAUGCGCCUUCUCAUACCUGGAGAGAUUGGAUUCGCCUCAGUAUGGGCAUUUUUCUCCUCUAAUUGUGUCAACUCUCUAAUUGUGGAAAAUUAUUCGACAGGCAACGAACCAGAUCGUACUUGGCCUUGUUCUAGUGGCUCUGGCGGCGGCCCUCCUCCCCAGCAGGCUCAUCCUCUUCGCCGCUUUCUUGGAGGCCUUCACCAGGAACUCGCCGCCACGGAGACCUAGCACGGAGCGGUGGAUGAGGCGGCUGAGGGAGUGGUGGGUCAGCAUCCCGGCGGCGCCGGUCACCCUUGAUGGGGAUGGUGGGGACAAGAAGAGGAAGUAG
Molecule: messenger RNA, 5515 nt
Organism: Spirodela intermedia
Lineage: Eukaryota; Viridiplantae; Streptophyta; Magnoliopsida; Alismatales; Araceae
Source: the annotation of a GenBank genome assembly